Molecule: messenger RNA, 2401 nt
Organism: Sclerotinia trifoliorum
Lineage: Eukaryota; Fungi; Ascomycota; Leotiomycetes; Helotiales; Sclerotiniaceae
Source: the annotation of a GenBank genome assembly
AAGUUCCUGAUUGAUAUAUAAGAAGACUGAGUUCUUGACAUUUUACUUUUCGACAACAAGAUCAUCUCUAAUUCAUUCUUUUCUCAAUCAAGAUGUUGAACCUUUCAAAGACACAGCUUUUGCUGCUCGCCUCUCUUUCUUUGACUGCAGAAGCAGUUCCUACCAAUGAUGCUCGUUCGUAUCAUACAGCAACACCACAAUAGUGCGUUAAAUCCAUCAUUCAUCCGAAUGUGUCCUUGAAAAAGAGACGAAAGUUUACCUUGGAGGUCAUAGCUGAUAACUUGACAGUGAUAUCAUUGUAGUUGGUGGUGGUGCCGGUGGUUUGGGUAAGCUUGAUCAUUUCACUCAUUCCUCUCAUUCCUUUGCCUCAAACGCUACUGUUUUGUGAAUCUUUCGAUUUCAACAUGACGUUUCGUCCUACCUUUGCCUUCGGAAUGUUUCCUUGUCCGGCAUUUGCUAAUUACUCAUCUUGCAGUUGCAUCUACCAAAUUCGCUGAGGCUGGAAUGAAGACCCUUCUCCUUGAGCAUGGUGGACCGAUGUUGUACGUCGACGGAAACAGGGAGAUCCCAGACUGGGCUGCCAAGGCAUACCCAGGCAACAACUUGACGCGUCACGACACUAUGAUGUACUAUCUAGUCAACUACCCAGGUACCGAUCCAAUUGCCAGCAGUUAUUACUGCAGCAAUGUCGCUAGUUUGGCACCAUGUAUGCUCGGAGGUGGAACCAGUGUCAAUGCUGCACAACAAUGGUGGCCUCCCAGGCACUACCUUGACAACACAUUCAAAAACUUCACUGGAUGGACAGGAGAUGAUUUCCAAGACGCUAUCCAGAGAGUCGCAGACCGUAUCCCCUUUACCCCCACCUGGUCGGCGGACAAGAAGGUAUAUCAUGCCUGAUGUUAAGUCAAAGUUGAGGAGACAUGCUAAUAUGAUUAUAGCACUACUACGACCAAGUCUACGAUUUGAUGGGUUCAGUGUUCGAAUCCAUUGGAAUCAAGGAGGUUAAUACCACAACAGAUGUUGAUUCUAAGUACAACACCUAUGGUCGUGAUGUCUUCGCUGCUGUCGGAGGCCAAAGAGGAGGACCACUUCUUGGUUACCUCCAAGGUGCUAAGAAACUUAAGAACUUCACCCUCAAGAUGCACAGCCCAGUGACCAGUGUUGUUCGAACUGGCUCAAAGAUUACCGGUGUUGAAGUCAACGGUACAGUCAUCACAGCCAAGAACGUUGUUCUUUCUGCUGGUGCCUGGAACACCCCAUCUCUCUUGUUUGCAUCUGGUAUCGGACCAGAAGCUCAAUUGACAACUGCUGCCAGCAUCAACUUCACUCAAUACCAAAAGAAGGACUGGAUCAUCAACAACGGUGUUGGUGCCAACCGUGAGUACAAUCCGCUCUCUUUCCCCUGCUCAAAAUGCUUGGAUCCACUUUCCCCCAGCAGUCUUUUUUGAAUGAGCAAUUACUAACCCCCAAUAUUAAAGUCCACGACAACCCACAAAUGAGUAUCACUUUCCAAUACAAGAACAGCUCCGAAAUUCCUUUCUACAGCUUGUCCGGCGUUCUCACCGGCACCAACGUCAUCAAGGCCGAUGCCGAUGAUCUCUACUACCGUCGCACUGGUCCUCUCGCAGCCAACGGCCGUGAGCUCACUGGUUGGAUCAACGUCCCAUACCCCAACGAUGCUACCAAAUCCAUGACCGCUCAAACUAUCUGCUCCAGACCAACAGCUGUCAACGGUAGCUUCACCUGCCAAUUUAACUUGAACGAAGGUCUUCUCAGCCGUGGCAGUGUCGCCCUUGGCAAAGACGGCAACUUGGUAUUCGGUGAGGGUGUCGGCCCAUGGUUGACCAAUUCUUUGGAUAUCGAGCUCUACGCAACCGCAUUGAAGAAGUUCGUCGAUGCCGCCAACGCAUACCCUGGUUUGAACGUCACCAGCCCAGCUGGUACUCACGACUUGUCCUUCUACACCUCAUUUGUCAACCAGACCGGCAAGGUCGGCAACAACCGUAAGUAUUAUUCUUUCAUCUACUCCUAAAUUCUAUGUUAUAAGUUUCCUCGUACUGACAUCUUUUAGACUGGGGUGGUUCCUGCAGUCUCGGUCUUUGCACUGAUAACAACGCUCUUGUCAUCGGCACCCAGAACCUUUUCGUCGUCGAUGGUUCCCUCAGCCCAGCACCAACCACUUCUAACCCAGCUUUCCUCUACGAGUCCAUUGCUGAACUUGCUUCUUGUAGAAUCAUUAGCAAGUUGGGUUUCUAGAUAUUGAUGAAAUAGAGCAACUCAUACAGGAAGAUGCCUGCUAUGAGUUCAAGAGACGGUUUAUGUUGACGUUGUAAAGAUCCACUUCUUGUAUAUCACCUUAGUUACCUUAGAGAAAUUAAUAUGUACAUAUCUUCUAAUCGCU